CUACUUGUAGAAGACGGUAUUGAUCCGGACUUGAAUGAUAGCCGGGGCAAGACGCCGCUCUCGCGGGCUGCUUGUAACGGGCACGAGGCUAUUGUCAAGCUAUUACUCGCAACUGGCCAUGUCGAGGCUAGCUCAAAGGAUCGGCACGGACAGACGCCGCUCUCGAGGGCUGCUUGUAACGGGCACGAGGCUAUUAUCAAGCUACUGCUCGCGACUGGCCAGGUCGAGGCCGACUCGAAGGAUAGCUGGGGCGGGACCCCGCUCUCGGAGGCUGCC
Molecule: messenger RNA, 276 nt
Organism: Hyaloscypha bicolor E
Lineage: Eukaryota; Fungi; Ascomycota; Leotiomycetes; Helotiales; Hyaloscyphaceae
Product: ankyrin
Exons: 1
Molecular function (GO): protein binding
Source: RefSeq, a predicted model, not a curated record